UCCCGUAUAAGCAUCCGUAGUAACAGGUGGUUGCUACGGUCCAUUCGCUGCAUGGCUACAGUGGCUUUAUUCGAUCUACUAGGGCAGGCCCUGGGACAUCAACCAAGCGGCGUCGUCAACUUCAAUCAACUCCAUCGUCUUUUACUAGAGAUCAUCAGUCAUGUAGGCCAUUUACACGAGACAACAAGAGAACAAACAACAACAUUCGUACAGACUGACGCGUCCAACUUGUCAAUUGGCGCAACAGCUAGUUCACACGGACAAGUCGCUGCUGCACAGAGUAUACGCGCAGACGUCGGUCGAGUAGACGGCGUUCCUGUCCCGGUUGCUGCUCCAGCGACUCUCAACGCUGCAGACAGUGCGAGUCAACAUGUUGACACGUCAGACAAUCAAGAGGAGAAGGACAUUUCAAUGAGUGUACAUGAAGGAGAUGCUUCACCGGGAGUAGAAAAAACGAACGUGGAAAGGCAAGAAGGCAAUAAAUUAGAGGAGGCGUGGUCACGACACACGAUUGACAAAACACAGUCUGCGAGUCUGUCGAGAGCUGCAAGUCAUUGGCAACCGCUGGUUGGCCGGAUUGACUCAGCGCGCUCUCUGGCGGCUAUCAAUGACGUCAGUGUGUUGGAAAAUCGUCUCGGACGCAUCGAAACGCGUCUGAACGCGAUGGAAACGCUACCGGAAGCGAUGAAGAGAGCAGCGGAAGGAGGAAAGCCUGUAAGUGAUAUGUGGCAUUACACGAGUCUGGAGAAGAGAAUGGAUGCCGCCGAACAGUCGAUGGACAGAUCAAGCGGUCUCUUUGAUGAGAUGAUGUCCCGUAUAAACGGAUUGGAGGGAAUGGGUGAGAGAAUUGCGAGUUCGUCUGAUAGGAUGAACGACGUGGAACAGAGUAAUGCGAGAUUGAGGGAUCAGAUGGCGGAGAGUGAUAGGAAGAGGUUGGAGGAGAUGAAUGAAGUGAAUGCGAGACUGGCUGCUCUGGAGAAACAACCAACAGCCGAUGGAGGACCGAGUGCCGCAUUUGUUGAAGAACUUGAACGAAAACUCUCACAACUAACAAUCGAUGUCAGUGCCUUGAGUGGGAACGUGAUGAGUUUGAGUGAAGGAUUGACGAACAGCGUGAGUAAAGAUGCAGUGAAAGAGAUGGUGACGUGGCCGGAGCUGGAACGAGCUCUUAAGUCAACGAAAGACGAGGUUCGUCCGCCAUCUCCACCACGGCAACAUCCGUCUGAAGAGAUACAGAAACUGUUGGGAGAGAUUGGAGAGCUGAGAGGGAAACAUGAGAUGUUAGAGAAACAGAUGGCUGAUAUGCAUGCCGCAUUAGCAGAGAAGGUUGGUGCUAGUGAUUUGAGUCAGUUGAUGAGUCAAGGUGAUAGUGAUGCAGCAGGUGAGAAUGUGAUGGCCAUGCUGCUUGAGAUACAGACGAAGAUCAAUUCACUUGAUGCAAAAGUAAAUGAAUUGUCGAGUCGUGUUGGUGCCGUUCCUACUACGGUUACUGAUGAUUUGAAUGAAAUGAGAAAGCACAUGGGUGAAAUGCAGAACACGCUGAAUGAUUAUCAGGAGAUGAAGAGUUCACUGUUAACGUUACAAGAGAAUGUAGCUCAGCUCAACUCGUCAUCUCUCACAACACAACACAUCGACAAUCUCAGUGAGCAGCUGAAGCAACUGCGUGACCAAGUCACUCAAUUAGAUCAAGCACUUUCCUCUCUCAGUCAAGCAAUCAGCGACCAACCAACACCCGUGCCUGAAACGAUCAGCAAGGAGACGCUUGAGGCAAUACAUCGUCACUUACAUGAGAUGCAAGACGAGCAAGAACGACUGGCAGACUUUGCAAGGAAAUUGGCUGAAGAAAUUGCAGUGAAAGAAGAUCAUAUCAAAACUCUCUAUGGUUCAAUGGGAGACUUAGACGACCGCAAAGCCGACAAAUCAUACGUCGAACACGAAGUCGAUGAGAAAGCAGAUCGUAGAAUGUUAGAAAACAAGGCCAGUCGUGCUUGGGUUGACAGCACGUUCUCAAAACUCGACCAAGAAAUCAGAGACGCAAGACAGAGAUUACUAGGUCAAGAAGAGGCUCUCAACAAGGCUGUGAACCAGCUGUCCAGUGAUGUUGACUCCAAACUUGAUCGAUUAGAAAUCGAGCCUCUCAAGCAAUACUUUGAGGAUCGUUUCUCAUCAAUUCAUAUUCCAGACGUGACGCAAUUGGAACCGAAGGCUGAUGAUGAGGCAGCAGGAAUGAGAAAAGGUCUUCACUACAACUGUAUCUCAUGUGCUCGUCCCGUUGUCAUCCGUCCAAGUUUUCGCACCAUACCCACACUACCACAAUCCAAGCUCCUACCAGGCAGCAAGUCUCUCCGAGCAUACACAACAUACGAGCUCGACCUGGUCCGACAACAUCAGAGACGUUAUCUCUCUCAAGCUCUCACUCUACCACCAACCAACAGAAGUUGUGGAGGUUCACACACGACGGUAUUUCCACAACAGAAGAUCAAAAUGACACAACUAGCGAAUGUCUAUACAGAUGUCGAUGUGCCAAUGUCUGUCUACUCGGAUGGCACAGAAACAGAACUCAAAGGUCUAGACGGUCACGUGUACAAAGGCCGCGUCUUCCGACCAGCUAAACUCCCAGCAUUACGGCUGGAGCAUCACAACGGCCACGCCCCAUCCGAACCACCGCACACGCGAUCGCCUACGCCGCGUCAUCCGUCGAGAGGCAGAACAAGAUCAGCCAAUCAAAUGCACAGUUGAUGUGAUUACAUACGAAAUUAGUGAA
Molecule: messenger RNA, 2764 nt
Organism: Corticium candelabrum
Lineage: Eukaryota; Metazoa; Porifera; Homoscleromorpha; Homosclerophorida; Plakinidae
Exons: 13
Coding region: 52-2739 (895 amino acids)
Source: RefSeq, a predicted model, not a curated record